CUUUUGGUGCGCGGAAAGUCUUGCAUUUGGUGUGGGUAUUUUUCUUGUCCCGCACGGCUCAGCUCAGCAAAGCCCGCUGAGGGAUCGCGCUCGGAGGGCUGGAGUGGGCCACCCUACUAUCCUGCCACAUCUUCAAGGGUUAAAUUCACGAUUGUUGGUGAAACUUUACGCAGCUCGGAUCAAGCUUACCGCUGGAUCUCGACAUCACCAAAAACACCUUUUGGAAAAGACAAACGACCACUGACUGAUUACUUCAUAAGGGGCGACGGUUGGCUUCCUCUGGGUCUCAUGGAAACCAGGAUGAUGGACAGGUCUCUGCUGACGUUGCUCCUGCUGCUGGUGGGCUGCUCAAUCGGCUCCUGCACGGACGACAAGAACUUCAAGUUCUGUGGCAGCUGGCGCCACGGCAACAACAACCACACACUGAACUACGACCUCUCGCCCGGCUGUAAGAACUUCGCCGUGUCGGCCAAUGACAGUACACUGUCGGUGGUCGGACAGAUCACCUCUCAGUGCACCAAGUCCGGGUCCAAGUCCUUGAAGAUUGACUCGGUAGCUCUGUGGACCAAAUUCUGUGUGCACUGGGAACCUCUGAAGGACCACCUCUGGCUGGAGCUUCCCGAGCAGAAGCUGCAUGGGCAGAAAGUCACCCUAUGCGAGCCCUCGUGCACGCAGACCUGCUUGUGCCCAGAUCUGUCGCCUGAGGCAGGGAACCGGCCAGACGGAGUGUAUGGCAUCGCCAACGGCUCCAUCCGAGGAGAUCGACUCAAGGAUAAAGUGCUUACAGCCUACGUCUUCUUGGGUGAUCCCAUCAACUGCACAGGAGAGGAGCCCUGUGACAACGCCAGCCAUAGAUCCAACCAAGUGAACAUCACCAAGGGGAUCGAGAUGGGCUCUCAUGUGGUGGGUAAUGUGGACCUGCCGAAAACCAACGCCACCGUGGUGGAGAUGAAGGAGAACUUCCAGGGCUUUGACUUCAAGGCCCCCGCCCCCUACGGUGCGGACCUAGAGACCCUCCCCUCCAUCCACCUCCCCGCCUCUCUGAAACCAGCCCCCGGGAAGACAGCCAAGCUGGUGUGCACCUUCUUCAGAAACAAGACUCUGUUCCAGGAGCCAAAGAGGGAUGUGAAAAUACUAGAGGAUGUGGUGGGAAUUACCGUUGAGAAUGAGGUCAUCACUAAUCUGAGCGAACGCAUCAGGAUUGGUUUCCACCACGACGCCUUACCUAAAACCCAUUCACGAAAAUGUGUCUCGUGGGACACCAAGACAGAUCCACAGAAGGUCAACUGGAAGGAGGAUGGAUGUGUGACAGAAUACAUGGGAGCCAAGAAAACAGAGUGCCAUUGCAACCAUCUGACAUACUUCACCAUAAUGGUGCGACUGGAGCGUCGAACUGUGCCCCACCUGCUGGCCCUGACAGUCAUUACAUCCUUGGGCAACGCCGUGUCCACCAUCAGCUGUGUUGCCCUCAUCAUCUUCCUCUGCAACAAACGGAGAGUGAAGGAGCAGUCUUCCCCGGUCCACCUGGGUUUAGCCGUGUCGCUCUUCCUCCUCAACCUGCUCUUCUUCUUCACGGGGACUCUGGCCAACGUGGGAGGGGAGGGGCUCUGCCGCUGGGUGGGGCCGGGGCUCCACUACGCCCUGCUCAGCUCCUUCACCUGGAUGGCCAUGGAGGUGUUCUACACCUUCUGGAUGGUCUACAUGGUGUUUAGCCCCUCCCCCAGGGCCUUCUUCUGGUACCUGAUAGGCUUUGCUCUACCAGCUCUUCCAGUCCUCAUCCUUGUAGCCAUAGGAAACAUUUACGGUAUAAUGGAGGUGGUGCCCAGCGAUGAUCCCUCCAACCCCUACUUGAUGUGUUGGAUGAGGAACACUCCACAGGCCCUGCUGGCCCACUACCUGAUCAACAUCAGCAUGCUGGUGGGCCUGGUGUCCUCAGGCCUGCUCAUGCUCUUCCUGGUCUACUGGAAGAUCCGCACCCGGAACGAGUGGAGGCACAAGAAGGUGGCCUUCCUCAGCAUCUGGGGGCUCAGCUGUCUUUUCGGGACCACCUGGGGCCUGGGCUUCCUGGACUUUGGACCCCUCAGCACCUUCGUCCUCUUCCUGUCCUGCAUCCUCAACUCGUUUCAAGGGUUCUUCCUGAUGCUGCGCUUCUAUGUGCUGGGCUGGAUGAAGAGGCGUGAAGAGGGAGACUCGACCCUGGGAAGUAGCAGCCUGACCGGCUCUGCCAGGCAGCAGAUGCUACAAGUCCAGGAGAAACAGUAGCAAGAGAAGCCAGAGGCCUCACCACUUCACUGGAGACGAAAGGACAAAUGGGGGACAAGACCUGUGGUUCAACGACGCAUGGGCCUUUGUAUAGCCGUGCAUGUCAAUGUGGUUAAAAAAAUAAGCAGUGGUGUUGUUGGUUGGCACGCUAGAGGCGUGAGACCUUGGAGGCUCUCAGUUCCUGUGUAUCUACUCAUCUGUCAUUUUUGUUUCUGGUCUAAAUUCAUUGUGAUUGUUAGAAGUGUUUCCAUGUCACCUUUAGUUUGAGAUUCUACGCAUACAGAGUUAAGGUAUCAAACACUGGCGCUGUUAUUUCUACUGGUGGCGAGCGGGAGAAGCCCCCCCUGUGUUGUACUCCAGGAAGUAUCUCGUAGGCAAAUGAAGAGGCGGUCUGGUCUGUGACGAGGGGCUGAGGCGGCCGGCUCCUUCUUGGCCGCCAUCCAACAGUGCAGGACUGGGGCCUGUACUUCAAACAAACUAUCAGAACUGGGUUGAGUCUAGUUCAUAAGGUUUAAAGUGGUUUUAAAGUGUUUUAUGGAUAUGAAAGAAAUUCAACUGAAUUUUUUCAGGGUAAUACUCCAAAGGUGUUUUAUUUUUCAUCUUCUUAAAAACAAGCUGUGUUAUUUCAACCUCUGAUAAGCUUUUUUGUAUAUUUCCUUUCUGUUUUUGUGAUUCAUAAGACUUGAUUUUAUGCUUGAAGCAGCACUUUAGUUAUUUUUCAACAAGCGUUGUGAUGUCCCCUAGCACCUUUUCAUUCUCACUCUCUGGGACUUUGGAUUGGCAAGUUUCUGCCGACACUGAGCUGAUUCCGUCAAUUACAGUACAUUUCAAGUAUAGAAUAAUACUGUUGAAUCAAAUCAAUCAUUUCCUUUUUUAUUUACGCUGUAUAUUUUUAACACAUUUUCCAUGACUGAUGAUUUUUAUACUUGUUUUUAUAUUUGUAAUGUUGUCCAAUGUCCACAUAUUUGUGUUUUUUAGAUAAUCUACUGUACAUUGAGUGACUAUUUAUUAAUUCAGUCAUUUUCUAUAUCGUCUGAUUUCUCCACCCACCUUGUCUGUAUUUUAUUUUAGAUAUAUUAAUACAAAGCCUUAUCUGAUGGAUUCUUAAUCUGUUAAUAUUGAAGAAGCCCUAGCAGGACCCAACAUUCUAGAACUAUACUGCCUUACAAAGGCCAACCGCUGUAACUACAAUUGUGGGCAAAGUGUAGUUAUGAAUCUAAAUGAUCUUGUAGUCUAUCUAUGUUUGAUUUAGUGACAAAUUAUCUUGGUUCAAUUUUACUAUUUUUUAAGGAUAAAAGAUUUGAAAAAAUGGCAGUAACUACAAAAAAAAUACAAAACCCAGAAUGCAGAAUCUGCAACAAUGAAGAUACUGCGGACUGCCGUGGUUUUCUGUUCACCAUUCAAAGAGAUUAAGAUAUUUGUACAAGAUUAAAAUGAUGAUGAAAAGGAGGAACCCUGUGGGCCUACGUAAUCUUAGGAUAACUCGAUCAAUUGAUAGUCCAUCAAAAUAAUACUUUUUUUUUCCAUCGACUUUUUAAUCUCAUCAUUGUUAUCUUUAAUACAUAGGCCUAUACAUCUAAAUAAAAAUAAUAAGAGACAAAUGAUUCCAAUAAAUGUAUUUUUUUGUUGUUGGAAAAAACUAAACUGAUUUUCCACCGCACUUCCCAUUCAAAAAAUUUUUUAGGGAUCAAAUUCCUCUUUGGAUCAUUGUUUAUUAAUACAAUUUCCACUCAUCUGCUUACGAAACAAAUGGCUGGACAGUCAUAAAACUUUGAAGCCAUUUGUCUCAGUUUCGCCUAGUGUUUCAAUAUUGACACCCUAAUAGUUCGCCUUUAGGGCAGUAUGGACCAGCAUGUCUUCACUGUGAAGGGGUUAAGUGAUCCUGGGAUGUUGGCACUUUUUUGGUUGUUCAGCGAUUCUUUAGGAUAUCUCAUUAAUAGGCCUAUGGCUUGUUUUGUGAAUGUGUGGGCUUAUUAACAUGGUGCUUUGAUAAAAUAAAUUCCUUAUGGUGGUUGCGUAAUACCA
Gadus macrocephalus (Pacific cod) is the source of this 4287-nucleotide messenger RNA. Its product is annotated as adhesion G-protein coupled receptor G5-like. Gene Ontology annotation, biological process: cell surface receptor signaling pathway; adenylate cyclase-activating G protein-coupled receptor signaling pathway. NCBI's taxonomy places the organism in Eukaryota, Metazoa, Chordata, Actinopteri, Gadiformes, Gadidae. The transcript has 15 exons. Gene Ontology annotation, molecular function: G protein-coupled receptor activity. Gene Ontology annotation, cellular component: membrane. The record is from RefSeq and is a predicted model, not a curated record. The coding region runs from base 289 to 2262 and encodes 657 amino acids.